Molecule: messenger RNA, 1209 nt
Organism: Penicillium atrosanguineum
Lineage: Eukaryota; Fungi; Ascomycota; Eurotiomycetes; Eurotiales; Aspergillaceae
Exons: 2
Coding region: 1-1209 (402 amino acids)
Biological process (GO): transmembrane transport
Cellular component (GO): Golgi membrane; endoplasmic reticulum membrane
Molecular function (GO): UDP-N-acetylglucosamine transmembrane transporter activity
Source: RefSeq, a predicted model, not a curated record
AUGCUCAACGAUAGCGAUACCUCAAAACGAAAAGCGGACGGCUAUGCGUUCAGGAUAUCCCCGAAUGGCGCCGGUGAUACCACGGUUCCUGCUGCACCGCCUUCGCCUCAAUUGAAGGCUGCGGCGGAGAAGAAGGAUGCGCCUGGAUUGAUUGCUGCGGCUGCGCACGCCGCGGUUCCAACUUGGGCUAACAUGGUAUUGAUGGUGUCGCUUAUCUUUGGAGGAUGCUGUGCGAACUUCGUCUUAUGCGCCAUCUUCACACUCCCUCAUUUCCUGUCCUUCUCUGCAGGUCCUCGGGCACUAUUUCUCAGCCCACGUGCAAUUCCCCUCCGAUCAUGGGUCAUUUAUACUUCGUUCUUUGUGACGGUCAACAUGUUGAACAAUUGGGCAUUUGCAUAUAAGAUCUCCGUGCCACUUCACAUCAUUCUCCGAUCAGGUGGCCCGGUAGCAUCUAUGAUUGUUGGAUAUAUCUUCAACGGCAGACGUUAUUCCCGGGGUCAGAUACUUGCCGUCGCAAUGUUGACAAUGGGCGUUGUUGCCGCUGCGUUAGCAGAUGCGCAAGCGAAGGGCAAAUCCAUUGAGAUCUCAGGCGAGGAUACAGCUAUGAUGACCACCGCUACCGGCUUUACGAUUCUGGCUUUGGCCAUGGUUUUGUCUGCUUUCCAGGGGAUUUAUGCUGAUCGGUUGUAUGCGACUUAUGGACGAGAUCAUUGGAAGGAGGCCUUGUUCUAUUCGCAUACGCUUUCCCUGCCUCUAUUCUUGACUAGCUAUACACAGUUGUCUUCGCAAUGGCGGGUGGUAUCUUCGACGCCAUCGCUUCUCUCGACCUUCCCCCAAGGAGGAUCGGAGGGAUCAGUCGCGUCUACGAUGGGUCAUACAGCGAUUUCUGUUCUGGCGACGGUUCAGAAACAUGCGCCUAUUCAGUCAGCGCUCGAUCGGCUUCCUGUUCAGGUGGCGUUUCUGAUCAUGAAUGCUCUAACGCAGUACCUUUGCAUUCGGGGUGUCCACCUGCUCUCUGCCAAAUCCUCAUCCUUGACCGUGACAGUCGUCUUGAACAUCCGCAAGCUGGUCUCCCUCUUGUUGUCAAUCUACCUUUUUGGAAACCACUUGGGGUCUGGUGUUCUUGUCGGCGCAGUGCUAGUCUUUGUCGGCGGUGGCUUGUACGGGUUCGAAGGCGCACGACUUCGAAAAGUGACGAAGAAGGCGUAG